Messenger RNA from Gongylonema pulchrum, 738 nucleotides. NCBI's taxonomy places the organism in Eukaryota, Metazoa, Nematoda, Chromadorea, Rhabditida, Gongylonematidae. The record is from the annotation of a GenBank genome assembly.
AUGUUCACCAUCUUGAUUGCCGCGGUGGUGGAUGUGGCAACUUUUACGGGAAUCGCUGCAGCAGAUAAUCUUGUCCUGUACUACCCGGUGUAUCCGCAAUAUGUUGUACCGAGGCAUUUGCAAAAUUUUGAGAGGAAUGCUCCACCAAGGUCUCACCAACUCUUCAAAGUUAGGCGCCAUCGUAUUUUGAAAACUGCUGAUCCAUUGCAGAACGAAGUGGAGCCGUUUGAAGUAAAUACAGAUAUCGACUACGCCCAGUACGAUACUAAUAAGCCUCUAGCAGUAGAAAACGAUAAAACAACGACCUCUUCUACCGGAUUAGGAUUUGGAAAUUCGAUCAUACCUCAGGGACUACAGAAUGGAUCGCCCAUUCGUCUUUAUGCACAUUUCGACACAAAAUCGAACAAAUUUGUGAUACAGGAGCAACUAAAAUUCCCUAUCAGAGGCGAGGGAUACGCACAUCGAGCAGCAGCAGCGCCAAUAUUUUCACCUUUGUCGCAAGCACAUAGCGUGGGUCAGAAAAAAACAGGAUCACCUGUUGAUGGGCGCGCAGCAAUAAAUAUGCUUACUGGAAUGCAGAAGCCGGCAACCAGGUUGCGAUUCCACGGGCCGUCAACUACGUUCCGGUCUAGACCAAGCUUUCCGUUAAUCAAAAAGACGCCAAAAGUCUGGACAACGUCUCCUACAACAGUAAUCGACGGUGACGCUACGGUGGAAUUCUUCCGAUGCAUGUUGUAG